Amblyraja radiata (thorny skate) is the source of this 3555-nucleotide messenger RNA. It is a transcript of the gene rnf103, whose product is annotated as ring finger protein 103. The coding region runs from base 308 to 2329 and encodes 673 amino acids. The record is from RefSeq and is a predicted model, not a curated record. NCBI's taxonomy places the organism in Eukaryota, Metazoa, Chordata, Chondrichthyes, Rajiformes, Rajidae. Gene Ontology annotation, biological process: vacuolar transport; protein ubiquitination; ERAD pathway. The transcript is spliced from 4 exons. Gene Ontology annotation, molecular function: ubiquitin-protein transferase activity. Gene Ontology annotation, cellular component: endoplasmic reticulum.
GCGCGCAUGCGCAGCGGCGGCACCAGCACCACCGUGUUGAUCACGGCCGCGGAAAAUGGCGGUGGCGUCGGCUGGGCCUGAACCCUGAGGCGGUAAACACCAGGCUGACAACACCCCCCUAGGAGCAAGGAAGGUGGCGCCCGUCGUAGAUCGAGCGGAGAGAAAGAAAGAGAGAAACGUGAAUUGGGAUUUUGACGAGGGAAAUAUCCCGGGGAAGGCGGAUUGAGAUGCCCGAGUGCCCCGUUUAACAGCGCAACCCUUCCUCUCUCUCUCUCUCUCUACCCCCCCCCCAACCCCACGGCCCAAGAUGUGGCUCAAGCUGUUCUUAUUGCUCCUCUACUUCCUGGUCCUCUUCGUGCUGGCCCGGUUCUUCGAAGCCAUCGUGUGGUACGAGACGGGCGUGUUCGCCACCAAGUUGGUGGACCCGGUGGCGCUGAGCUUCAAGAAGCUGCGGACCAUCCUGGAGUGUAGAGGUAUCUGCUACGCCGGCCUGCCCGAGAAGAAAGAUGUCAGGGAGCUGGUGCAAAAAUCAGGUGAUUUGAUGGAAGGCGAGCUUUAUUCUGCACUUCGCGAAGAGGAAGCAUCGGAAUCUACCAUUAGCACUGACUUCAGUGGCGAGAUGCAUUUCUACGAACAGGUGGAAGACACUAAGGAUGGGAUAUGGCUGGUCCAAGUUGUGGCUAAAGAUAAAGAUCCUUUAUUGGGCAAGGAACAGUGGCACAAGAUGGUGAAGAAAGUGUCCCAGUUUGGUAUACGUACUGGAGCUUUCAUUUGUUCCAAUGAUCCCAGGUACUGUAGCAAAAGAGAUUGGUUGAAAUCCACACUCAUAAUGUCCAUUCCACAAACUAACACUUCAAAAGGGAAAGUAAUGCUUAAGGAGUACAGUGGACGUAGAAUUGAAGUUGAGCAUAUUUUCAAAUGGAUAAACACCCAUGUGGCAUCUCGAAUUAAAACAAUCAGAAGUCCCAAUCAGCUAAUGGAAGAAUGGAAUAAAAGUGAUCGAUACCUGGUAAAGAUGUAUUUGUUUGCGAGCCUGGACCAGCCACCUGCAUUCUAUUCUGUCCUCAGUGUAAAAUUUACAGGUCGUGUGGAAUUCAUAUUUGUUGAUGUACAGAACUGGAACAGUGACAGCCACAUGAAGGAGAUUGGCAUUGACCAGUUCCCAGCAUAUAUUGUGAAAACUCCUGAAGGUAUCUAUAAAUAUGGAAACACCACAGGGGAGUUUAUAUCACAUCAUGCAAUGGAUGUAUUUCUUCGAUCGUUACAACCUGAAGUAAAUGAUCUCUUUGUCUUGAGUCUAGUUUUGGUUAAUUUAAUGGCAUGGAUGGACUUAUUUAUAACACAAGGUGCAACGAUAAAACGAUUUGUGGUUCUUAUAAGCACAUUAGGAACUUAUAACUCCUUAUUAAUAAUGUCCUGGCUACCCAUAAUUGGUUUUUUGCAGUUGCCAUAUUUGGAAAGCUUUUAUGAAUAUAGUUUAAAAUUUUUGAGAUACGCCAACACGACCACUUUAGCAUCUUGGGUUCGAGCUGAUUGGACUUUCUACUCUUCUCACCCUGCUCUGUUUCUCAGCACAUACCUGGGUCAUGGUUUGCUAAUAGAUUACUUUGAGAAGAAACGAAGACGUAAUAAUAACGACGAUGAAGUGAAUGUGAAUAAUCUUGAAUGGCUGUCAAGCCUGUGGGACUGGUAUACAAGUUACCUGUUCCAUCCAAUUGCAUCAUUUCAGCACUAUCCUCAUAAUUUAGAUUGGGAUGAAGAUCCUAAUUUGUUAUUGGAAAGACUUGCAUUCCCAGAUCUUUGGUUGCAUCCAUUGAUACCAACGGAUUACAUCAAGAACCUACCAACCUGGCUAUUUAAAAGUAUUACGGGGCAUUCUGAAGAUGAAGUGAUUGAAAGCUGGCAGGAGACUGAAAGUGAUUCUGAAAAUGAAAGCCAUGAAGUGUGCAAUAAAUCAGGAAAAAGUGCUAAUGAAGAAGCUAGCGGAUGCCUGGCACCUGCACAAGGAAAAGUGCAAGCUAAUGAAGACUUGAAUAUCAGUGAAGUAAACUCCAGCAACGUUUGUCAAAGCACACCAAAAUUGCACAGAAACACGAACGUCACUGAAGAUGACGAGCCAGAUUGGUCUGCUUGGCCCAGUAACAUGCUGCAUUGCUCGGAAUGUGUGGUAUGCUUGGAGAAUUUCAGAAAUGGCUGCUUAAUAAUGGGACUACCCUGUGGUCACGUGUUCCACCAGCAAUGUAUUGUGGUCUGGCUGGCAGGAGGAAGACACUGCUGCCCUGUGUGCCGAUGGGCUUCCUACAAAAAGAAGCAUUGUUUUGUCAGAUAAGAACAAUAAUUCAACAAUGUUUUAAGACAAUAUUUCAGGCUCUUAAAUAUCUAAUACUUAAUAUGCAUUGUGGUGUUUGUUGUUCAUGUUCGUGCUUUUAUGUGGUUUCAAUUUAGUUUUUAUGUAGAAUUUAUUUUGAGCUGAUCCAUGGUAUAACUACACUAUGUUGACUGAUGAGUCUAAUGCCAGUCUUGUUUAUUUCUGGAUGCUUUACAACAAUAGCACAAUAAAUCUUGUUAAUUCUGUUUUGGUAUGUUCAACCAUUAAAAUAUGACCAACCGGAGAAUGAAAAAGACCUUUCAAUUUGGCAUUUGUUGGAGAAAUAUUACAUUAAUUAAAUAUUAAAAGAAUCAAUUUACAGACUUAUUCAAAAUAAUUUCCUUUUCUGGUUACAGAAUAUUGGGUGGUAUUUCUUUACCUAAAUCUGGGGACAGCUCAUGAUCAUUUUGAGGUGCAAAUCUUAUUGUAAAAGGGGUCAAUAAAAAAUUAACAUAUAUCAUUAAUUUUGAAGCAUUUUUUUGCAGACAAUUUCAAGAAACCCACGACAUUCAGACGUUAUUUGAAAUUGGAAUAAAAACUUGGUUCAGUGAAAGAUUUCACACUAUACUAAGAUGCUUAUAUUGCACUUUAACCCGCAACUCUACUGAAUAAUUAAUAAGUUGCAUUUAUUAUCAAUAUACAUGCUCAAUUAUCUAUAUUCUUUACUCAAAUCAUUAUUUUAAAAAUUAAAUAUUUUUAAGGUGGCCAAUGUCCCAUAAUAUAGAUGGCACUGAUUAAAAAUACGUAAGUUCGUGUAGCAAUUAUGUUAGCCAUAGAUAAAGCCAAGAUUGUCAAAGUUUAUAUAUCAUAAGUGAAAUGAAGAACUGAAAGUAAAAUAUAUAAAAAGAUAGGGGCUCUUUAGAAAUUUGAGUCUGACUGAGAUGCCUUUUCUCAUUUGGCAAAAAAAUAGUGACUUCCAUGAAUGGAUCCUUUGGACCUUGCAAUCUGUUAGUACCCUUAUUGCAUUUUAUCUUGUUAAACAAUAGCACAUCUCCUGUACUGGAUUUGGUGAUGUCAUGUGCAGUAAUGUAUGCUUCUAUCCUUUGGAUGUUGAAGUUAUGCUCUGGGGUCACAGGGUAGAUUUACAAGGCAAUAAUACGGAAUACGUAGCAAAUCAUUUUCACGGUAAACUGUAUUUAUUUUCUACAUUUCCUUGUAACAACUGAACAAUAAACACUUUCCUUUGA